This is a messenger RNA of Coffea arabica (coffee), 1029 nucleotides long. The record is from RefSeq and is a predicted model, not a curated record. Lineage: Eukaryota; Viridiplantae; Streptophyta; Magnoliopsida; Gentianales; Rubiaceae.
AUGGUUAGAGGUCAUAAAACCGCUUCUUUUAGAGAAGUCUGUUUGCAGUUAGGCUUACUUGAAUCUGAUUCCUAUAUAGAAAAGGCAUUAGAGGAAACUGCUCAUUUCCAGAUGCCUUAUUUGUUAAGGUCUUUAUUCGCAAUGCUUCUAUUCUAUUACUCUCCACAAAAUCCCAAACAUCUUUGGCAAUCAUUUGAAGAGCAUCUAUCUUCUAAUUACAAACGAAAUUUAGCACAUCGUCACUGCACACCGCUAGAGAUUAAAAGAAAAGUUCUUCUGGAUAUUAAUCUAACAUUGGAGAACAUGAGAAAAAACCUUGAUGAUUAUCAUUUCCUUGAAUAUUCCUUUACAUCCUGUCACGGUGGCCAGCUGACCAAAGAAAUUCAAAGUGAAAUAGCCAUACCUAUUGCUCCAGAAGAUCUGCUUCUUCCUCAAAAAUUGAAUUCUAGGCAGAGAUAUGCAUUUGAUUUAAUUCUGGAUUCAAUAUCCAGCUCAAAAGGUCAAGCUUUCUUUGUAGAUGAUCCAGGUGGAACGGGUAAAACUUUCUUAUAUCGCGCGCUUCUCGCUUCUCUUCGCUCACAAGGAUAUGUGGCAAUUGCAGUUGCCACAUCUGGUGUCGCGGCGUCACUCCUUCCUGGUGGUAGAACCGUACAUUCACGGUUUAAGAUUCCUUUGGAUUUUUCAAAACAAAAAACUUGUCAAUUAAGCAAGCAGAGCAGUGUUGCAAGGCUCAUUGUUGAUGCUAAAUUAAUUUUGUGGGAUGAGGCUUCAAUGGCAAAAAAGGAAGCAAUAGAGGCGUUUCAUUGUCUUCUUAUAGAUAUAAUAGAAUCUGAUCUGCCCUUUGAAGGAAAAACUAUUGUUUUUGGCGACGAUUUUCUCCAAACCCUGCCAGUUAUUGAACAUCUACCUACAGCAGAUUUGGUUCAAUCAACUCUUUUAUAUUCGCAUUUAUGGUCUCAUAUGUGUAAGUUACAACUAGGAACGAAUAUGAGAGCUGCCUUAGAUCCAGGUUUUCAGCUUUUUGCUUAG